Nelumbo nucifera (sacred lotus) is the source of this 1260-nucleotide messenger RNA. RefSeq names its product pathogenesis-related genes transcriptional activator PTI5. Gene Ontology annotation, biological process: ethylene-activated signaling pathway; regulation of DNA-templated transcription. NCBI's taxonomy places the organism in Eukaryota, Viridiplantae, Streptophyta, Magnoliopsida, Proteales, Nelumbonaceae. The record is from RefSeq and is a predicted model, not a curated record. Gene Ontology annotation, molecular function: DNA-binding transcription factor activity; DNA binding.
CCCCCUCCACCCCAACCUCCGUAAAAGUCUCUCUAUACAAAUAGGACCAUUUGCACUAUCUCUCUUCAAACAUCAUCUACAAGCACCAACACCACCCACAAGCUCCACUUCCAGAAGAGCAGUAGAGGUAGAGCCAUGGUUCCUUCAUUAAGCAACGCUGCGUUCCUAGAGAGUGAGCUACCUCUCAACGAGAAUGACUCCCAAGACAUGGUCCUAUACGAAGUCCUAAACGAGGCCAUGGCCAUCGGCAACUCAUGGUCACCCGCCAGAGACAAAAUUCAGAGCCAAAACGGCAUGGAACCAACUGGGCAUAUCGGCAAGAAGCAUUAUAGAGGUGUGAGGCGCCGUCCGUGGGGGAAAUUCGCAGCUGAGAUCAGAGAUUCAUCCCGACAUGGAGCUCGUGUUUGGCUUGGCACAUUCGACACAGCAGAAGAGGCAGCUUUAGCUUACGACAGGGCUGCAUUCCGGAUGCGGGGUGCCAAGGCGCUCCUCAAUUUUCCUGCUGAAGUUGUGGUUGCAGCUUCCAGUGGCAGCAGAUUCAAGCCUACUUCCAGCCUGGGUAAGGAGUCCUCCUCCAGCACUGUUGGUAGUUGCAGUGGGGUAUCAACGGAUGAUCAAUCGGAAUCAGAAGGUAGUUCAGUCGUGGAGCUCCAGGAUUUGGGCUCAGAAUACUUGGAGAAGUUGUUGAGGGGUUCUGAGAUGGGAGAAGCCAUCGACUUUUCCUCUUCUUCCUCAUCAUGUCGCCCCUGCAAUGUUGAGACAUGAACACACACCUGUUUUACUGGGAGAUGGGAUUUCUCUUUUGACUUUUGAGUGAGAGGAUGCCUUUGUCUUAUACAUAGAGCCAAUAUUUUAUAUGAAUAUAUGGCUUUGUAAUCUACGCUCAUGUGGUGGUUCUUCACUUGUUUGGAGUAAUUAAGCAGGUGAGCUAGCUAAGCCAUGACAUGUUUGAGAGGCAAAGAUAUUGUAUUCAAUUUCUUUUCUUGCUUCAACUUUUAAAUCUCAGACAUGUAUCAUGUGGCUUAUAACUGACAAGUAAGGCACAAAAGUGGGCUACUAAGCUUAAAUUAAACCAUUGUUGGUUCCCAGAGAGAGAGAGCUGAGUCACCAAGGAUGGAGCACGUACAUUGUAUGGUUUCCUACCUUUCCUUUCCUUUUUCUACUUUUUCUUUCAAACCAAACAGUCUUAAUUAGUGAUAAGAACUGUGUUUGUAACUUCAUAUUAAGAAAAUGGGUGACUGUGAUUGAGAGUUUUGGUAA